Molecule: messenger RNA, 777 nt
Organism: Photinus pyralis (common eastern firefly)
Lineage: Eukaryota; Metazoa; Arthropoda; Insecta; Coleoptera; Lampyridae
Product: juvenile hormone acid O-methyltransferase-like
Exons: 4
Coding region: 1-771 (256 amino acids)
Source: RefSeq, a predicted model, not a curated record
AUGGGGAAACUUACACAUAUACCGCUUCACACGAAACAUGAACAUCAAAAGGAUUGCCAAGUGCUGGAUGUGGGAUGUGGAACAGGCAACGUAACACACGAUGUUCUUCAACCAGUGUUACCGGUAGCAACAAGGGAAGUAAUCGGGAUCGAUAGGGACAGGACCGUAGUGGAGUAUGCCAGUGGUAACUAUGGAGGGAGAAAAUUACGCUUUGAACAAGUUGAUAUUGUCCACGACAGGAAGUUCGUAGAUGCUCACCUCAACUACUUUGACCACAUCUUUUCCUUCUCGUGUCUGCACUUUGUGCGUGAACAUACGACUGCACUAAAACAUAUUCGCGAAAUGCUGAGACCCGGAGGUGACUUCAGCUUUUCCUGCGUCACCUCCAACAAUUUCUUCAAGGUCGUGGCUGACAUGGCUCAAACGGAAAAGUGGCGCCCUCACAUCGCCCAUUACGAAAACUUCAUGUCGCCCUAUCAGUUCUCGCAAAACCCGAUGGGCCAUCUUGCAGAUCUUCUGACUGGAGCAGGAUUUCGCGUCACGCGCCUCACAAUUGAGCCAAGGGAAACGAAAGUGCCACUCUCGUACUGUCCAGGGAUGUUCAUCUCACAUCUUCCAAUGGAAAUUCCUACAGAUCUUCAUCACGAAUUCGGCCUAUCAGUGUUGAAGACAAUCAGAGAGCUCAAUUUGAGUUGUUCAGCCGAAGACAACAAGGAGUUAUUCUAUUGUUAUUUCGAUGCCGUCUUUGGUCAUGUGACAAGGCCGAAUUGAAUUGAA